GAGGGUCCAGAUAGGUUGGGGGCGGUCUGUGAUCUGUUCACACGGCCAUCUAAUAGCAGCUGAACGCUGAGCCAGCAGUCCAAUGCCCGCCUCUCUCUACUGGUGUGCGGUCACCACUCUGAAAUGAGCUGCAGUGACCCGAAUGAAUGAGUGACAUCAUGGAGAAUCUGAUGCUGCUUAUUUUGGACUGAUUAUUACAUAACAGGCCACAAUGACUUUCACAGUUGAGCUGCCUGGCAGCAGCCAUUUGGUGAAGGUGGCAUGUGGUCAUCAACUUUCAGUUGAGUGGGUUCUGACUGCACUAAUCACAGAGUUUACAGGGUUAUAGCCCAGUGCAGCCAGAGAAGACAAGAUGCCCAGUCACCUAAUCGUGCAGAGCUCCAGUGCCUCCCUCGUGUUCAUCCUUCUGAGUUGGUCUUCUGGUGGCGCUGCCGAGUAUACCUCCAAGAGCGAGUCAGACUACGAUUUCGGAGACUACCGAGGAAAGUGGUGCUUGGAUGACAGUGGUUUUGUGUACAACAUUGGAGAGAGAUACUACCCGUCAGCGACAGCGUGCCCCUGCAUGUGCACUGAAGAUGGACCGGUUUGCGUGAAGCCCAAGUGCCCGCGUAUCCAUCCCCGCUGCACCCGCAUAAGCUACCGCUCCUGCUGCCCAAGGUGCGAGGCAAUCCGCAAUGUCUGCGAAUACAGAGGGAGGACGUACAAGCUGCUGGAAGAGUUCAUGCUCUCGCCCUGUGAACGGUGCCGCUGUGAGGCAAAUGGCCAAGUCUACUGCACCAUAGGCGAAUGUCCAUCUCUGCAUUGUGUCGACCCCACCUACGAGCCGGACCAGUGCUGUCCAGUCUGCAGAAAUGGGCCUAACUGUUUUGCUAAGAACACUAUCAUUCCAGCAGGCGUGAGAGUGGAGAUUAACGCCCGGAUGCUGUGCUUCUGUUCCUAUAAAGAUGGCACUUGGGAGCUGCACCACCAAGCAACCUGUGUGCCACGUGUGAGGGGCAAUGGAGGCCGAAAGGAGCAGAAGGAGGUUCAGCUGGUCUCAGAAACAGAAGGAAUGCCAUAGGUUAUGACGACCGCCGGCUCUCGCCCACUCCUACUCUUUCCUUCUUCCCCCCACCAGGCAGGCCUCAACUGGUGCCAGACUUUCAUCGGGCAGCACACUUCGCCAAAAACCCCUGCUGCUGUACUAAAUAUUUGAAAAACGGAUGAACACGGAACAGGCUGGCUGUUACCACAUGAGCGUCUUCCAUUGUUGUAUCUGAGAAGAUGCCUGCCUGGGGCGGCAGAAUCUGCUCUGUGAAGUCAUGCGGUGAGAGGAGCCGGGUGGGUUGUAAAUAUUUGUGAACAUUAGUUGUCAUUAGUGUCGCAUUGGAGAGAAGUUUACAUCUGUGCUGGCGUUCCUCAUUACCCCAUAUCCCGUAUAUUGCUCACUGUGAAAGGCGCAAUAUCAAAUAAAGACUGGCUGAGUGACAUCAGCACGCAUGUCUUUGGUCA
Messenger RNA from Erpetoichthys calabaricus (reedfish), 1491 nucleotides. RefSeq names its product brorin. Bases 353 to 1060 code for a protein of 235 amino acids. The record is from RefSeq and is a predicted model, not a curated record. Gene Ontology annotation, cellular component: AMPA glutamate receptor complex. Gene Ontology annotation, biological process: negative regulation of BMP signaling pathway. Lineage: Eukaryota; Metazoa; Chordata; Cladistia; Polypteriformes; Polypteridae. The transcript is spliced from 3 exons. Gene Ontology annotation, molecular function: protein binding.